Messenger RNA from Bubalus bubalis (water buffalo), 954 nucleotides. Its product is annotated as olfactory receptor 51A7-like. Lineage: Eukaryota; Metazoa; Chordata; Mammalia; Artiodactyla; Bovidae. Gene Ontology annotation, molecular function: olfactory receptor activity; G protein-coupled receptor activity. The transcript has a single exon. Bases 1 to 954 code for a protein of 317 amino acids. Gene Ontology annotation, biological process: G protein-coupled receptor signaling pathway. Gene Ontology annotation, cellular component: membrane. The record is from RefSeq and is a predicted model, not a curated record.
AUGAUGCUUCCUCUCAAUGCCUCAGAAGCUGCAGUCUCCACAUUCCUGUUGAUUGGGAUCCCAGGGCUUGAGGGUGUGCACAUUUGGAUCUCCAUCUCUAUCUGCCUCAUGUACUUCAUGGCUAUCCUGGGAAACUGCACCAUUCUAUUUGUCAUCAGGACAGAGCCUUCUCUGCAUGAGCCCAUGUACCAUUUCCUCUCUAUGCUGGCAUUAUCAGACCUGGGCCUGUCCUUCUCUUCUCUUCCCACCAUGCUGAGGAUCUUUUUGUUCAAUGCCAUGGGGAUUUCUGUUGAUGCCUGCAUUGCUCAGGAAUUUUUCAUCCAUGGAUUCACAGACAUGGAGUCUUCGGUACUCCUGAUCAUGUCUUUCGAUCACUUUGUAGCAAUUUGCAACCCCCUGAGAUACCGCUCCAUCCUUACUAGCUCCAGAGUUUUGCACAUUGGGUUAGCAUUUGCUUUUAAAAGCAUUCUCCUAGUUCUUCCCCUCCCUUUCACUUUAAAGAGACUCAAAUACUGUAAUAAACGCCUGUUAUCCCACUCCUACUGCCUCCACCAGGACGUCAUGAAGCUGGCGUGGUCUGACAAUAGAGUUAACUUCUACUACGGUCUGUUUGUUGCACUCUGUAUGAUGUCAGACAGUAUGUUAAUUGUUGUCUCCUAUGUGUUUAUUCUGAAGACUGUAUUGGGUAUUGCAUCUCACAGGGAAUGGCUUAAAGCUCUUAACACCUGUGUGUCCCACAUCUGUGCUGUGUUCAUCUUCUAUGUGCCCAUCAUCACCUUGGCUCUCAUGCAUCACUUUCCCAAGCAUACACCCCCUGUGGCUAUGAUUCUGAUGGCUGAUGCAUUCUUGCUGGUACCACCCUUGAUGAAUCCCAUCUUGUAUUGUGUAAAAACUCAGCAGAUUAGAGUGAAGGUUCUGGAAAAAUUGGAAACACUGGGUCUGAAGUCUAAAUGA